GAGCUUAGCGCAGCGGCUGCACGCUGUCGGGGCAGUGUCUUCACCUCUCUCUCUCCAGCAAUGGGGCUCCCUAGAGGGUCUCUCGCGACCCGCCUCUUCCACUUCUUCCUCCUACUUCAGGUUUGCUGGCUGCCGUGCGCGGCCUCCGAGCCGUGCCGGGCGGACUCCGGGGGAGCUGAAGUGACCUUGGAGGCGGGAGGAGCGCAGCUGGAGCCGGGCCAGGCUCCGGGGAGAGUUUUCAUGGGCUGCCCUGGGCAAGAGUCGGCCCUGCUUAGCACUGAUCACGAUUUCACUGCACUGAACGACACAACAGUCCAGGAAAGUAAGGCUCUGAGGCUCUCCCCAUCCAAACGUAUCUUACGAAGACGCAAGAGAGAGUGGGUGUUCCCGCCGCUGUCUGUCCCUGAGAAUGGCAAGGGUCCCUUCCCUCAGAGGCUGAAUCAGCUCAAAUCUAGUAAGGACAGAGGCACCAAGAUUUUCUACAGCAUCACAGGGCCUGGGGCCGACAGUCCCCCUGAGGGUAUCUUCACCAUAGAGAAGGAAACAGGCUGGUUGUUACUGAAUAAGCCAUUGGACCGGGAGAAGAUUGCCAAGUAUGAGCUCUUUGGCCACGCUGUGUCAGAGAACGGUGCCUCCGUGGAAGAGCCCAUGAACAUCUCCAUCAUCGUGACAGACCAGAAUGACCACAAGCCCAAGUUCACCCAGGAUGUCUUCAAAGGGAGUGUCUUGGAGGGGGCACUGCCCGGCACAUCUGUGAUGCAGGUGACAGCCACAGACGAGGACGAUGCCAUCAACACCUACAAUGGGGUGGUUGCUUACGCCAUUCACAGCCAGGAGCCAAAGGACCCUCCCAACAUGUUCACCAUCCACCGGAGCACCGGCACCAUCGGCGUCAUCUCCAGUGGCCUGGACCGGGAGAAAGUCCCUACGUACACACUGACGGUCCAGGCUACCGACCUGGACGGCGAAGGCUCCACCACCACGGCAGUGGCCAUCGUGGAAGUCCUCGACGCCAAUGACAACGCCCCCGUGUUUGAUCCCCAGAAGUAUGAGGCUCAUGUGCCCGAGAACGCAGUGGGCCACGAGGUACAGAGGCUGACCGUGACUGACCUAGACGCCCCCAACUCAUCGGCAUGGCGUGCCGCCUACCGCAUCUUGGAAGGUGACAGUGGGGACCAUUUUACCAUCACCACCCACCCCGAGAGCAACCAGGGUAUCCUGACAACCAAGAAGGGCUUGGAUUUUGAGGCCAAGAACCAGCACACUCUGUACAUUGAAGUGACCAACGAGGCUCCCUUCGUAGUGAAGCUCCCGACCUCCACGGCCACCGUAGUGGUCCACGUGGAGGAUGUGAAUGAGGCACCCGUGUUCGCCCCGCCCUCCAAUGUCGUUGAGGUACAGGAGGACAUCGCUGCUGGGGAGCCGGUCUGCACCUACACUGCGCAGGACCCGGACAGGGGGCGUCAGAGGGUCAGCUACCACAUCCUGAGAGACCCAGCAGGGUGGCUGGCGAUGGACCCGGACAGUGGGCAGGUCACUGCUGCGGGAGCCCUGGACCGGGAGGAUGAGCGGUUUGUGAGGAACAACAUCUACGAAGUCAUGGUCUUGGCCACGGACGAUGGGAGCCCUCCCGCCACUGGCACGGGGACCCUCCUGCUGACACUGGUGGACGUCAACGACCACGGCCCUGUCCCUGAGCCCCGUCAGAUCACCAUCUGCAACCAGAGCCCUGUGCCCCAAGUGCUGAACAUCACGGACAAGGACCUGUCCCCUCACACCUCCCCUUUCAAGGCCCAGCUCACACAGGACUCGGACAUCUACUGGACGGCAAAGGUCAAUGAGAAAGGAGACGCAGUGGCCUUGUCACUGAAGAAGUUCCUAAAGCAAGACACGUACGAUGUGCACCUUUCUCUGUCCGACCGCGGCAACAAGCAACAGCUGGCAGUGAUCAAGGCCACCGUGUGCGACUGCCACGGCCACGUGGAGACCUGCCCCGUACCCUGGAAGGGGGGGUUCCUCCUGCUCCCCAUCCUGGGGGCCGUCCUGGCUCUGCUGUUCCUCCUGGUACUGCUCCUCUUGCUGGUGAGAAAGAAGCAGAAGGUCAAGGAACCCCUUCUGCUCCCAGAAGACGACACCCGUGACAACGUCUUCUACUAUGGCGAAGAGGGGGGUGGCGAGGAGGACCAGGACUAUGACAUCACCCAACUCCACCGGGGUCUGGAGGCCCGGCCCAAGGUUGUUCUCCGCAACGAUGUGGCGCCAGCCUUUAUCCCCACACCCAUGUACCGUCAACGACCAGCCAACCCCGAUGAAAUCGGCAACUUCAUCACCGAGAACCUGAAGGCGGCCAACACGGACCCCACAGCCCCGCCCUAUGACUCCCUGUUGGUGUUCGACUACGAGGGCUGCGGCUCUGAGGCCCCCUCGCUGAGCUCCCUCACCUCCUCGGCCUCUGACCAGGACCAAGACUAUGACUACCUGAACGAGUGGGGCAGCCGCUUCAAGAAGCUGGCGGACAUGUAUGGGGCUGGCCAGGAUGACUAGGCCUCCGGGCCAGCGGGGCCCAGGGCUGAACGUCAGGCUCAGCUGCAUCUUCAAAGGGGCUCAGUGCCCCCUCAGCCAAGGACUCUGAGCUGUUGGGAAGUGGCCUGAGCAACUCGGAUGCAAGAGGCCUCGAGCCUGACAGCAGAUGGGUUGGUUCUCAGCCCUUCGAACAUGGGCCGUCGGACUUCGGCACUGAAGCCUGGCAGCCUAGGGCCGGGGUGCCCCCGAGGCUGAAUUUUUGGGAGUCUCCUCCCUGCCUUGAAAUGCUCAGCCCUGUGUCCUGACGCCCCAAGAUGCCGUUCUCUCUGGAAUGGACCUUUCUCCUUAGGAAGAGGCCUCUUUUUACAACCCGGAUUUUUUUUUUUUUUUUUAAUGCUAUUUUUGAAAAGUUAGAGGCGGGUCCUCAGCGGUCCCCUGGAGCCUUCAGAGCCCAGCCCAGAGCUGCUGGGCCCUCGGCCUCACACGUUUCUCUUUGAUCUCCAGGCCCGAGGCCUCCUAACCGGAAUGGAUUGCUGCGUUUUUAUACUGAGCGUGUCUAGGUGGUCCUUUAUUUUUAUUUUCCCCGCGGAGUGCUGUAGACGAAGGGUGAUGACAAUCGGGUAAAUGUACUAGAACUUUUUUAUUAAAGGAACUUUUU
Eptesicus fuscus (big brown bat) is the source of this 3181-nucleotide messenger RNA. RefSeq names its product cadherin 3 (gene CDH3). Gene Ontology annotation, molecular function: calcium ion binding; cadherin binding. NCBI's taxonomy places the organism in Eukaryota, Metazoa, Chordata, Mammalia, Chiroptera, Vespertilionidae. Gene Ontology annotation, cellular component: plasma membrane; adherens junction; cytoplasm. The transcript is spliced from 16 exons. Gene Ontology annotation, biological process: homophilic cell-cell adhesion; cell morphogenesis; adherens junction organization. Bases 61 to 2544 code for a protein of 827 amino acids. The record is from RefSeq and is a predicted model, not a curated record.